Molecule: messenger RNA, 4465 nt
Organism: Frieseomelitta varia
Lineage: Eukaryota; Metazoa; Arthropoda; Insecta; Hymenoptera; Apidae
Gene: eya
Product: eyes absent homolog 4
Exons: 9
Coding region: 622-2220 (532 amino acids)
Biological process (GO): cell differentiation; multicellular organism development; negative regulation of extrinsic apoptotic signaling pathway in absence of ligand
Cellular component (GO): nucleus
Molecular function (GO): protein tyrosine phosphatase activity
Source: RefSeq, a predicted model, not a curated record
UAUCGCACACCGAGCCGAUAUCCUUCGCAGAGAAACAAUCGUGUUGACUGCAUCUGCGAUACAAAGAAUCCAUUAAAGAACCUCGAUUAGAAGAACCGCGUAUCGUAACGGCGUCGACGUAACCUCGAAAAAAGAUUAACCAUCGCUGCUCGAUUCGAGCGAAUUGGCUCGCAACGUACACGUUCGUGCCGGAUUACAUGGUUUCACCCUUCGCGCGACACACGUACAAAGUCGUCCGAGAGAUGUUUUCUCGCGAGAUCGUCGGCCAAGCUCUCUCGAUUCCGUUACGUUUGUAGUUCAGAGAGUGAUCUUUCGUACGAGAUCCUCGUUGAUCCAAGUGUUUCUCUUACGCCGUUGUUGGAAACACUCGGUGAUAGUGCAUCCGUCGGUUGUCAUGAUGUUCUCGUGGUCGUGGAAAGUGCGAGAAAAGUGAGAGGUAGUAUGCUUAAACCCCAUCAAGUGCGCUACGUAUACGUAUUCACAUACACACGACACGAGUGAAGGGAUGACGAUGCUACUAUCAGGAGGGAACCGAAUACAGCUUCCUUGAUCCACGAAUAUUCGCCGCGAAGCACCCUCGUUCUUGGUCCAGCUUAAACACCGGAUACAAGGCACAGUGAUAUGUUAACCGAGGACAAUGAUCCGACGAAACCAGCAGGCGUUUUAGACAAUGCUGGCAACGUGUCAUCGUCGACAGAGGCCUCGGUACAGCACCCUCGAGCCGCAAGCAAUGAAACGGAAGUCAAGAACGAGGUGCAAGAUUGUCCCGAAAAUGACAGCGUGCCCAGCGGGGAAUUAUACAUCGACGAGAAUGCCGAAGAAAAGGAGCAAGAAUAUCCGGAUUCUAUGGAAAAGGCGGACUACAGUUCGUUGUACGGAGCCAAUCAAUAUUAUAACAGUUUAUACAACUCACCUCCCUAUGGGUCAACCACAGCGGGGAAAAACACCUCGGGCUUGCAAAGUUCUUACCUGACCUCGUACACGACACCCAGCUCCAUGACUCAAUAUUCAUCUUACGCUACGUACAAUAGCGGCACAACGAAUUUUCCCAACGUGGCUCAAAAUAUCUCACCGUCUUCACAGAAGCUAGAGUACAGCGCCUACAGUAGCAGUUUGUACGGAAAUGACAGGGUACCAUUACAGUAUUCCGGAUAUUAUCCCAUGCACGGUUACCACGCGACACCCGCUUCGUUUAACAUUGGAAAUCUAAAUUUUGCUGAUUCGACAAAGUCUGCGCUCACGUUGGACGCAACAACUCACGAUGCCAGCGAUCUUACCGCACGAGAAACCGCAAACAUCGAAGGUAACACGAUUCGAGCGACGGCGAAACCUUGCAGACGCGGAAGACGCCAAAGCGGAAGUGGAAAUAGUAUAGGCUCUGCGGACACGACAGAAGCCGGCCCUGACCGGAUAUUCAUCUGGGACCUGGAUGAAACCAUAGUUGUAUUUCAUUCGUUGUUAACUGGACAAUUUGCAACGAAGCAUCGUAAGGAUCCAGCCCUUUUAGCCCAAGUGGCGUACAGAAUGGAGGAAAUGAUAUUCAAUUUAGCUGAUACUCAUUUUUUUUUCAACGAUGUCGAGGAUUGUGACCAAGUACAUAUCGAUGAUGUAUCAUCAGACGAUAAUGGGCAGGAUCUAUCUUCUUAUAAUUUUUCUAACGACGGUUUUCAAUACGCGUCUGCGAACAACGGUAUAUGCUUGGCUUCCGGUGUCAGAGGUGGUGUCGAUUGGAUGCGAAAAUUGGCCUUCCGAUACCGAAAAAUUAAAGAGAUCUACAAUAAUUAUCGAAACAAUGUUGGUGGUUUAUUGGGAGCUGCGAAACAAGAACAAUGGUUGCAACUGCGUUCUGAGAUUGAAGUACUCACUGACAAUUGGUUAACGUCCGCUGUAAAAUGUUUGAGUCUCAUAAAUAAAAGAAGUGAUUGUAUUAACAUUUUGGUUACUUCUACGCAACUAGUACCAGCUUUGUCAAAGGUAUUGCUUUUUGGGAUCGGCGGAAUAUUUCCAAUUGAAAACAUCUAUUCGGCCUCGAAAAUCGGAAAAGAAAGCUGUUUUGGAAGAGUAGUUGCGCGAUUUGGUCGAAGAUGCACAUAUGUAGUAAUAGGCGAUGACUCCGAUGAAGAAACAGCAGCGCGUGCCCAUAAUUUCCCUUUCUGGAGAAUAAAUAGUCACUCGGACACACAAUCGUUAUACAACGCCUUAGAAAUGGGAUUUCUUUAAACAUAAUACGUUUAUAAAGCGAGUAGGGAGGGAAAUAUAUGGAAAAAGUGUGUCCUAAACGAGAAACAUCUUAGUUAUACGGGGACUUAUACAAGAUAUUUCUAUAUUCUUUGCUAUAUCGACGAUGAGAGUACAUAAAAAGACGCUUUUAUUGAGUGAAUCUUUUAAACAUUCCUACUAUUUAUCGAUCGUAUUAUAUAAUUUGAAGAUCUGCUGUUCCUCUAGGAUCGCCAUACACGAUUAUCUCGAUCGUCAAAUGUGACCGAUCGGAGCAGGGUCCACAAGUGAUAUACAAUGAAAGUAAAAGAAAGUAAUGAGACAAAAAAGAAAAUUAAAGAGUUAUAUAUAACACGAAUAUCUCUAAUUAAUUCCUGUAUAAUUUCGACCACAUAUUAAAAAUUAAUUUGUUAAAAAAUAUCUCUCGUGUAAGUACUUAAACGUGUUACGUUUCUCUUGCUCUACAAAUGUAAAAUAGUCUAAAAUUAAAAUGGUCGAAAAAAUUAGAUUCACAAGCAGGAUGAUGUUACACGUUCAUUAGUUAAUAUCUUGAUCGAUGUAUAUUUCGAAACUUUACGGGAAUUUUAUAUAAAUAUUGUGAUACGGUUUAAUCCAAUUAUUUAAUUAUAGCAUGAUCCCAGUAAAUGUAAUAAAGCAUGAUGAAACAGAUACUUUUUAAUAUAGUAGUUUGUGAAAGAUAUAGUCAUUGUUUUGUUAGUUACAUUAUAUAAAAAUAUUUGACUGAAAUAUCACACUGAAAUAUUCUUAACAUUUAUUUCUUCGUACAUAUUGAAUAUUAAUAAGAAUAUUUAGGUAUCUAUAUUUUUUAACUGUUCAUAUGAUAGAGUGGUUUAGAAGUUUUCUUCAAAUUUCAAUCUAUCUCAAAUGAUCUGCAAUCAGAAGUAACAUAUUAUGUGUAUGAAAUUUCAAUGACAAAGAUAAUUUCAUGAGAAUACUUGAAAUACGUAAAUAAUAUUUUCAAAGUGUACGAGAUUAGAUUGUAUAUUUAUAAUUCACAAAAGAGAGACAUGAUUAGCAAAUGAUAACCAAAGUUAAUACCGUUGAAUAAUUAUAAAGUUCAUUUAUAUGAUUUGAAACAUAUUAUAUAUUAAUUAAUUAAAGCACAUUUGUUUGUGAAUAUGAAAAUAAUUAAAUCUAAAAAUAUUUUGCGUGAAUCAAUUUUUAAAAAAGUUGUUUUUGUACAAAUUGAUUUUCCUUCAGUUAAAUUUACGAAUAUAGUGCCGAAAAUUUCAUAUCACUUUGUAAUAUGAUAAUUUGAAAUUAUUCUUAAAAUCGUGUGAAAACAAAAAAUAUAAUUUAAUUAAUCGAUCGAAUAGCACAAAAUUGCACAAGUUUUAGAAUGAUUGAAAACGUAAUGCUGAAUACAUAAAUAAAUUUUUAAAUAAAACUAUCUUUUAGUGUUAUGCAAUAUGAACUUUGGUUAAAUGAAAUGAUAUAUAUAUUAGAUUUAUACAUAUGAAAGACAUAAGAAAGAUAAAGACUAUAUUGAAAAAUGAAAUUCAUCAAGAAUACUUAACUUUUUAAAAAAUAUAUUUACAACAAAUUUUUUUAUGUAUUAUUUAUACUUGAAAAAAUUAAUUUUUUUAGACAAACUUGUUUUUGUAUCAAAUCGAUAUUAUGUUAUCACACCGAUCACACAUAAUAUGUCAAUCUGUUAAAACAGAUUGAUGAAUAUAGAAAAUAUGGAAUAAUAUAUAAAACUCUACAUAUUUCGAAUACUUUCAUUUUGAUUUAUGUAACAUUCUUUUUAGUUAUAUUGAACGCACAGUUAAAUGUAUAACUUUUUCAGUAUCUGUAUGAUUUUAUAACGAUUUAAAAAAUUGUAUUACGCAAACUGUGCCUACUGAAAUUACAUAUAUUUUUAUAAGUAAUUGUUAUUAUAAUUCCAGGCUUUCCAACAUAAGCAACAGUUUAAUAUCAAUGUUAUAGAGUUAUCCAUGUAUAACAAUGCCUAUUUUCUGUGUUAAAAUAAGAACGUGACAUUGUUUAAUUGCGUAGCAAUUUAUAUUCAUUUAUGCUUUUUAUACUGAGUAAAUGAUAUUGCUUUGUGAAUCAGCAAAUCGCAAUUGCUAUAUAAUUUGUUUUUAUAUUGUAUAGAUUUUAGUCGAAAACUUAUGGCAUUUUUGUUAUACAAAUAUUUUUAGUAACAAUAACAAAGGAAACAAAAAUUAUAAGACCACUUUUAAAUACUAAAAAUUUUCAAUAAAAGUCAUUUUGUUUAUGUUUA